GGCGGCUGAAACGGGCCCCGGCCUCCGAGCCGCGAGAUAUCGAGAACAAUGGAUUUCCCCAGGCGGGACGACAGAAGCUGCCGCAGCGAUGACUCUGGCGGCGAGGUCUUCAGGAACAUCCCGAAGAACAGUAGCAUCUUUCGAGUCUGGAAGAUCGAGGGUCUACGCGCGACAAUUGUAACCGGCAGCAACAUGGGUCUCUUUCUCUCCGAAUCGGCGUACAUCGUCUACGCCGUGUCCGCAAAGGAUGGUGCACUUCCUUACCCGGGCAUGCCGAUCAAGGAUCUCAAGGAUCUCAGCUCUGUGGUGCGUGCUAUCCAUUUCUGGAUCGGCGCCAACUGCGACUCGACGGCGUCCGGCGCCGCGGCGCUCCGCGCCGCCGAGCUCGACUCGCAAACGUCGGCGAUGAUCCUGACGCGCGAGGCUCAGGGGCGCGAGAGCCCCCGGUUUCUCGCUUACUUCCGGCAGCGACUGAUCGUGGAGAACCUGCAUCACGAGCCGCCCGCUUGCGCCCUGCACCGCGUCUCUGGUGUAGCUGUACCAAUUCUGACCGAACUGGAGAGAGUCCAUUGGGAGCACUUCAGUUGUCGAGACGUCAUCCUGGUGGACGUUCGCGCAAAAGGUGUUGUUUUCCUGUGGCUGGGAUCUCUGUCUGAUCCACUGCACAAACGCCACGCUGUCAAUCUCUUGGAGUCUCGAAAGGAGAACAACAACGGCCGCGUGGUGGUAAUUGAAGAUGGCUACGAGCAAACUUUGCCCAUAGAUGACAGGGAGCUCUUUAGCAGUGUGCUCGAUUCCUCGGCGAGGGUGGUAGCGGCCGAUCGGCGGCACCGCGUCAACCCCCCUAGCCCCAUUAAACUGUAUAAAUGCAGUGAGCAGUCGGGCAAGUAUAAAGUUGCCGAACUCAAAUCCGGGCCGAUUCUACGUGACGAUCUGACUUCCGGUUCUGUGUACCUGGUGGACCGGGGCGAAGCCGGUGUCUGGGCCUGGGUGGGUCGCGAUGUCAAUGCCCGAGAGAGAUUGGAAGCCGUGAGAAAUGCGCGGGGUUUCGUUAAGAAAAAGGAUUACAGCGACAGCGUGCCGGUGGCUAGAACGGCCGAAGGUUACGAACCGACGGAGAUGAAGGCGUUAUUGAGGGGCUGGGAGCCUUCCAAGACAAGGCCGUUGACCUUGCCAACGAGUUUCGAGUCCGAUUACAUGAAUGAGAGGCCCAGGAUGGCAGCCGAGUGCCAACUGGUGGACGACGGAUCUGGCGAACGGACUUUAUGGAGGGUCGAACAAAAGGAGGGCAUGGUCCAAGUGGAAGAUGAUAGGGGAAUCUAUUACGCGGAAGCUUGCUACGUGAUGCUGUACAAGUACGGACAAGGACGAAGAUGUCGAAGUAUUGUUUAUUGCUGGGAAGGUGUCCAUUCUAUCAAGGUGGAUCGAGAUGCAGCUUCGACAGUAGCUUGCCGUCUAUCUGAAGAAACGAACGCACAGUUGGUGAAGGCAGCUCAAGGCAGAGAACCACCUCACUUAUUGCAGAUCUACGACGGCAAACUCAAAAUACUUGCCGGACGCCAUCGCAAUUCGCCGCCGAAAAAGUAUUUGGUCAGAGUGUUUGGCUCAACGCCAUAUACUUCGAAAGCCGUGGAACGCCCAAUGCGAGCGAGUAGUCUGGACUCCAGCGCAGUGUUCAUCUUUUUCUCCGGUGCACCGGUUGUCUGGUGUGGCGGCAAAAGCACCGGUGACGCGAGACAGACGUCGCGACGCCUCGCGCCCAGAAACGCGCCUCUCAUCGUCGAAGGCAAGGAAGGUGACGACUUUUGGGUUGAGCUCGGAGGGAGAGGCAUCUAUAGCACGGAAACUGAAGAAGUCGGUGAGGAGCUGGAUAAACAUUUGUUUCAAUGUCACACCGAAAACGGUCUUUUCGUGGGCGAGGAGAUUCUUGGAUUCCGACAGAAUUCUUUGAUACCAGAAGCUGUUUGGUUGCUAGACGCUGGCAAUGUGAUUUGGGUGUGGAUAGGCAAGUUUUCGAGUCCGAAAACGCUGCAGGACUGCGUCGAGGAUGCCACAAUAUAUCUCUACACGCAUCCCGCAGGUCGAAAUCGUAAUACAACUAUCUCUGUGAUCAAACAAGGUCUAGAACCAGCGACCUUCAUUGGACUAUUCGAUAAUUGGAAUCAUAAUUUAUUGAGAGAUUACAAGCCAUUCGAAAUCUUCUGCGCUCUGUUGGAAGACAAAGAUCAAUCGACGAGGACGCAGACGACCUCAAAAGCCACUACGGAUUUCGAUAAUUAUAUGAAAUAUCCGCUUGCAGUGCUGAAAAGCGAACCAGAAAAUUUACCAGCUGGUGUGGACGUUAGACGCAAGGAAAUGCAUCUGACUUAUGACAAUUUUAUCGCGAUUUUCAAAAUGGAACCCGCGGAAUUUGAGAAACUACCGAUCUGGAAAAAGCAACGCCUCAAACAGGCUGCUGGACUCUUCUAAUAUUUUUUU
Molecule: messenger RNA, 2478 nt
Organism: Pogonomyrmex barbatus (red harvester ant)
Lineage: Eukaryota; Metazoa; Arthropoda; Insecta; Hymenoptera; Formicidae
Gene: qua
Product: villin like protein quail
Biological process (GO): actin filament severing; cytoskeleton organization; actin polymerization or depolymerization
Cellular component (GO): cytoplasm; actin cytoskeleton
Molecular function (GO): actin filament binding; phosphatidylinositol-4,5-bisphosphate binding
Source: RefSeq, a predicted model, not a curated record